GGUAAAAUAUACGAAUUUAAUUUUUUAAUAUGGUUCAACUCAAGUGUCUUACGAAUUCAAAUAUACUAAAUCAUAUUUUUAAAAAAUAAUGUGAAUUUUAUGUGUGUAGAUUUGAUGGGAAGGAAUUCUUGAGGAGAAUGAAGGGGAAGAAAGUUAUGUACGUGGGAGAUUCUUUAAGCCUAAACAAUUUUGAAUCUCUUCUUUGCUUGCUACAUAACGCAACUCCAGCUAUGAAAUACAAACAAAAAGACACUCCUCACAAUAUUACUGUCACCUUUCAGGAGUAUGAUGUUCAAGUGAUCCUAUUUCACUCAAACUUCCUAGUGGACAUUGAGGAGGAACAAAUAGGGAGAGUGGUGAAGAUGAAUUCUAUGAAGAAUGGAGAAAUUUGGAAGCAAAUGGAUGUUUUGAUAUUCAAUAGUUGGCUAUGGUGGACUAGGACCGGACUGAAACAACCGUAAAAAUAAUCGAAUUUUCGAUCUGUUUUUUUCCGGAAUGGAUGUCACGUUUAUUAACCCGACCACCAUUAUCGGACACAUUACUUGAUUUACUUUAUUUUUGUUACAGAUGGGAUUACAUUGAAAAACUCGACGGUCAGAUAGUGAAAGAUAUGAAUCGGCUUGGGGCAUUUGAAAUGGUUCUUCAAUCAUGGGCGCGGUGGGUCGAUCGAGAGACAGAUCCAAACAAAACCAAAGUCUUCUACCAAGGAGAAUCUUCCUCCCCCUAUCACUAUCGCGGCAAUUACUGGGGAAAGUCAGCAGACAUAAAUUGUCAAAGUGAGU
Messenger RNA from Cuscuta campestris, 782 nucleotides. The record is from the annotation of a GenBank genome assembly. Lineage: Eukaryota; Viridiplantae; Streptophyta; Magnoliopsida; Solanales; Convolvulaceae.